Messenger RNA from Podarcis muralis (Common wall lizard), 2352 nucleotides. RefSeq names its product ALG13 UDP-N-acetylglucosaminyltransferase subunit (gene ALG13). Gene Ontology annotation, biological process: dolichol-linked oligosaccharide biosynthetic process. The record is from RefSeq and is a predicted model, not a curated record. Gene Ontology annotation, molecular function: hexosyltransferase activity. NCBI's taxonomy places the organism in Eukaryota, Metazoa, Chordata, Lepidosauria, Squamata, Lacertidae.
GCUCGUUUCAGAAGGGCGCCGGCUUUCUGGUGCGUGGGGAGGUUGUUGCCAUCCAAGACGUUACGUGACCUCCGCUCUAGCUUUCCUUCCCUAUGGUCACGACGCCUCUCCGCCGGCCAUGAAAUCCGCCUUUGUCACAGUGGGCACGACCAGCUUCGACGACCUCAUCGCCGCCGUGACGGCUCCGGAGGCUCUGCAGGUUUUACAGGAUCUUGGCUACAGCAGACUUGUCCUUCAGGUUGGCAGGGGCACAGUUUGCCCUGUUUCAACCAGCACACCUACAUUUACCCUGGAAGUGUUCAGGUUCAAGAACUCACUCUCUGAAGAUGUGCAAAUAGCCGAUCUAGUCAUAAGUCAUGCAGGUGCUGGUAGCUGCUUGGAAGUAUUGGAAGCAGGGAAGCCACUACUGGUAGUUGUAAAUGACAAGCUUAUGGACAAUCACCAGUUGGAACUGGCAAGGCAGCUGUGCAGGGACGGCCACCUCUUUUACUGCACUUGCAGGACCCUUCUGAAGACACUUCAAACAUCAGACUUUUCAACCCUGAAGCCUUUUCCUCCUGGACAGCCAGAAAAAUUUGCUGCAUUCUUGGACAAAGUAAUUGGCAUUUGAAUAAAUCAGCUGGAAAAGGAAGCUCACACAUUUGAAACUACUCCUGUAUAUAUAAUUUCAACAUACAUGUGUGCUUGCAGUGGCAAAUGAAAUUAAAUUAUGGUCUGCUUUGCAGCAAAAGAAAACCAAUUCACUGACCUGUAGCUUUGACAUGGCCUUAGUGGUCCAGGAAGCAAGCAGUAGCAAAAAUCCCCCCUCCUGCCCACCUCUAAACACGCACUUCUUUGCUCAGCCCUAUUUCAAAUAGGGCACAAUGUCAUUCAGGUUUUAGACUUUUGAUUAUGUUUCAGUGUUGAGUUUUCUUGAGGUUACUUUGCCAUAAACCAUUUAGCAGACAGUAUCCAUUUGGAUAAGAAAAUGCUUGGGGGAAUAGGAUUUGAUAACGGGGGCUAUAACAUACAGGUAACUUGCAACUUAACAUGCCAGGGAUUACAUUCCUGGCUGUCGUGCGCAUAAGCAAAAUCACAUAAAGCCAGAACACCCCUUAAAAACCAUUAAAAAAAUUACUCGUCUCCAUGGCCUCCUCCGCACCCUCUUCAUCUGCCUCUUCACCCAAACACACUCAGUGAAGGCUGCUGGCUUUCAUUUUUUCACUCGUGUGUGCCAUUUCUGCAUCAUUUUUAAUUUACUAUUGUUAUUUUUGGCAACGUGCUUAAAGCUGUGAGCACAUAAAUAAGUGUAAGUUGCAAGUUACCAGAAAUCAGCAUUAAGCCUAUAUAAGUACCUGAAGUGGAAGCUCAAUAAAGAUUAGUAAGAUCUCUUAUGAAAACUGUUUCUGUUAAAUAUAUAUUAGCAGUAGGCAUGAGCCUUAUUCAUGCAUUAUUCACCUGUAGAGCUCUUAGAGCCCUUGCCCUGACUUUAACAUUAUUUGAUUUUGACCUCUUACCUGCCCUUCACCCUAAGGGCUAGCACUGCAUUCCAAUGUCCACAUGUUGCGUGUGGUUGUCUGCGAAAGAAGUGCUAAGUGCCAGCAUCUGCUGAGCUUUUAACGUGACAGAUGGGGUUAGCAUAAUUUCAUGCGUAACCCCUGCUUCCAGCUGCGGUUGCAUACUGUACUUUGGGCUAACCCUCUUAUGUAACUGCUCAGUUAGGGUUGAGUGAAUUUUCGCACAGUUGGCUCUGAAACUGAGAGGAGGAAUAAUAGAAUCACAGACCUGGAAGGGGACCCAAGGGUCAUCUAAUCCAACCCCUUGCAAAGCAGGAAUCACAGCUAAAGGAGAUGAUCCAAGGAGAAAAGAUGAGGGAAAUACUGAUAUCAUACCAUAGUUGGGUUGUAUUAUAUCUACCCUGUCCCCAUGAGUUUGUAACAGGUUAUCUGAAUCCACCUGCAGUCUUCAGAAGUCAGAUGUUUUCAAUCUUUGUGACUUUCAUGACGUUACCAGCUUUCAUGUUAAUGUGAACAUCAAGUCUGAGUUCAGCUAGUCAAGCCUUCAGUGCAAACCAAUCACGGAUUGGCAAUUUUCUGCAGAAAAUGACCCGGAAGUACAUCAUGCAGCUCUAUCUACUGCUUAAAGGAAAGAUUGCUUAUACAACCUGCCAACAGUUCACAGAUGAAAACCAGGACCUGCUUGUAACGCCCACAUCGAAGAUCACAGCCCAAGCCCACCCCCCGUUAUGAUGCACCAUGUUGCUGAAGGCCACUUUAACUGCUGUAUUCAUUUGCUCUAAAGAAGCUCGUCCACUGAAUUUAAAGAAAAGAGGGUCCUUUCUGCUUUCAUUAAAGAUACACUAGAAUAAAAUAA